AUGAAGAGCAGGCGAGCUAGCAGCAAAGGAGAAGGCCCCCGGAGUUGGAUUAGAGGACAACUAAUAGAUAAGGAGACACCUGUCUCCUCAGCUGCAGCCGGAAGACCCCAAGACAUCACCCCACAGCAAUAUCUUAACAGCAUAGAAAAGGCAAAUGCAGCACUCAGAGGAGCUCCCACCAGAGGGGGAAGCUGGGGCGGGGCACGCGCUGGCCGAGGAGGGAGAUUCUCUCGCUCGGGGGGCCGCGGGGGCUCCACAGGAUUUGAAGCUGCACCUGCAGCAGCGCAGCAGCAGCCGUUGCAGCAGCAGCCACUGCAGCAGCAGGCGCUGCAGCAGCCGUUGCAGCAGCAGCAGCAGCAGCAGCAACGGCAGCAGCAGCAAGGAGGGGGCGGCCACCGCUACAGGAGAGGAGGGGGUAGGGGAGGAUAUGCGGGUCCCUCAAGCGCCAGAGGCGGUGGCUUUGGUGGCAGGGCCGGCGAUCUCCCCCCCACUUGGAAAUCCCCAACGCAGAACCUCUGA
Molecule: messenger RNA, 519 nt
Organism: Eimeria acervulina
Lineage: Eukaryota; Apicomplexa; Conoidasida; Eucoccidiorida; Eimeriidae
Exons: 3
Coding region: 1-519 (172 amino acids)
Source: RefSeq, a predicted model, not a curated record